This is a messenger RNA of Rotaria sp. Silwood2, 942 nucleotides long. Lineage: Eukaryota; Metazoa; Rotifera; Eurotatoria; Philodinida; Philodinidae. The record is from the annotation of a GenBank genome assembly.
AUGUGGACUGCAAAUGCUACACAUCAACUUUAUUUAUGGAUUACGACAAUACCGAAAGAGAAAACGCUCUUUUCAUCAUUCUACCCUAUUAUUAUGAAAAACUAUGUUGAUGUUAUUGGCCAUCCAAAUUCAUUACCACCUUUUGCUUCGGGUUUUUGGCAUUGUAAAAAUCGUUAUCGUACUCAAAAAGAAUUAUUAGACGUAGCAAAAGGUUAUUAUGAUCGUCAAAUACCAGUGAGCGUUAUUGUCAUCGAUUACUUUCAUUGGACAGCAUUUGGUGAUUGGAAAUUUAAUAGCACAUGUUGGCCAAAUGUACCACAAAUGAUGAAUGAAUUAAAAUCGUAUGGAAUGAAAUUAAUGGUAUCUAUUUGGCCUCAUGUAGAAGAAAAAUCUGAAAAUUUUAUAACUAUGAAUACAACAGGUUUAUUGACCCAUGAUGCUAAUGGAAGUGUUUUACCAACAACUGGUCUAAUUAAUAAUUUUUAUUAUUAUAUUCCCGAUCAAUUUAAUUCAACUACACAGCAAUACAUAUGGAAUAGAAUAAAAGAGAAUUAUUUUGCUUACGAUAUCAAAAUUUAUUGGUUAGAUGCUGACGAACCGCAAAAUACUCGACCUGGCUUACAAUGGUGGUAUGGUCGACAUGAUGAUGAAAUUGCAAUGGUAUUGGCAAGAGAACAUCAACGGAUGUUUUGGGAUGGACUAAGAGAAGAAAAGGAACAAGAAAUAAUUAUGGUAAGUAGACAAGCAUGGAUAGGCAGUCACUUGUUCAACGUAGUUGUAUGGAGCGGUGAUAUUGAUUCGUCAUGGGAAGAAUCAUUCAAACAGAUUAAAGUAGCACAAAAUGUUGCGUUAUCUGGAAUUUAUUGGUGGACAACAGAUAUUGGUGGUUAUAGACCUGUUGGUUUAGAUGAUAAUGAAUUUCAAGAAUUAAUAUUGAGAUGA